CAUGGAAUCAAUUUCAUUUAUCUUCUUCCUAAAACCCUAUACCCUAUAUUUCAUCUCUCACCAUCUUUUUUUUUUUUUGGUAUUCAUCUCUCACCAUCUUUACUUGUUUGCAAAAAGACACAAUAAUUUGUGAGUUUCAGAACAAAAAUCCCAAUGAAUGUUACACGUUCUGCUUUGAUACUCCAUCUUCAAACCUCACCAAUUCGCUUCAACAAUGCUCUUCGCACCCCCAUUUCACCUUCUUCUCUGUUCAAUUUCAAAGCAACGCGUUUCUUUUCUCUAACCCUUCCACGCCAAACGCAGUCACAACCUGCCGUUGGAACCGCCGCUUCAUCACAAGGCCGAGAUACUUUCUUUGCUCAAGAAACUGUUUCGUGGAGUUCACUUGGUCUUUCCGAUACCCUCUCUGCUGCUCUCUCUAAAAUUGGACUCAAAACACCCUCUCUUGUUCAGGCUUCUUCUAUUCCAUCCGUGUUGUCAGGGAAGGAUGUAGUUAUUGCUGCGGAGACUGGCAGUGGUAAGACAUACAGUUAUCUACUCCCUCUCAUUGAUAAGCUGAGGGAUACACAAGAACAUUCUCUAGAUGCUGUAUCUGAUAAAGAAGUCUAUCCGCCGGCCAGGAAAGUUCUGCUGGUGCUUUGUCCGAAUGUACAAUUGUGUGAGCAGGUAGCUAGUAUGGCUAAUAGUCUCUGUAGCGACAAUGGUGGAACCGUUGUUAAUGUGGCAUCCAUUUGUGGAAGACAGGGAUGGCCAAUUCGGGAACCUGAUAUCAUUGUGACAACACCUGCUGCUCUUCUUAAUCAUGUUGACGUUUAUAGAACUCGCCGCAUGAAAUUUAUGCAUGGUGUUAAAUAUGUGGUGUUUGAUGAAGCUGAUAUGCUUCUUUGUGGGAGCUUCCAGAAUAAAGUAAUCCGCCUGAUAAACUUGCUCCGCUAUGAUGAAAAAGUCUCGUCUCGAUCAAAAUCGUCAGUAGCAGAGUUGCCAAUAAGUCUGGAAUCUUCUUUGUCGUCAGAUGAUGUUUUGGAAGGUGAAGAGGAAUUUUCAAUUGAAGCCAUCUCAGACGAGGAGGAGGAGGAGGAUGAUAACAGCGAGGAUGUUGCUAAUAUUAAUAACGAAGCUGAAUCUAUCAAGAAAAAAAGGAGUGAUUGGAGGAGAGUUAGGAAACAUUUUGAGCGUAGUAAACAAUAUGUUUUUGUUGCAGCUACACUUCCGGUGAAUGGAAAGAAAACAGCUGGAGCAUUGUUGAAACACAUGUUUCCUGAUGCUGAGUGGGUUAGUGGAAACUAUCUUCAUUGUCACAAUCCAAGAUUGAAGCAAAGAUGGAUAGAAGUGACCGUUGAUACACAGGUGAAAGAACUCUUAAGGGCUGUGAAACACAGUUUAAAAUCUGAAGAUUUGGAUAAUGGCGGUGGCAUUCAUAGAACAAUGGUAUUUGCCAACACUGUUGAGGCUGCUGAAGCUGUUGUGAAGAUAUUGAGCUAUGAUGGGCUUGAAUGUUUACGUUAUCAUAAGAAUUGCACAUUGGAAGAGCGAGCACAAGCAUUAAUUGAUUUCCGCGAGAUUGGUGGUGUCCUUGUAUGUACUGAUGCAGCUGCUCGUGGUGUGGAUAUUCCAAAUGUCUCUCAUGUUAUUCAGGCAGAUUUUGCUACUUCUGCUGUAGACUUUUUGCAUAGGAUUGGUCGUACAGCUAGAGCUGGUCAAAUCGGACUAGUUACUAACAUGUAUACCGAGUCCAACAGAGAGCUUGUGGAUGCAGUUCGUCGUGCAGAGGAACUCGGUCUACCUAUGGAGACCGCAUUUAGCAGAAAAAGAAGUUUCCGUAACAAGAUCAAAAAGAAAGCGAUUGCUGACAAAGUCAGGGAUUCUGCAACCAUUGAAGAGAGUGUUACAGCGUGAGAACACAAGACUAUUACUCUUAAGUCAGAAACAAGCGCAGCUGCAACAUAACAUAUAUUAAGCCUAACAUUUUAUGGGGAUUGUGUAUCUACCGUGAAUUGAUUAAUGCGAACGUAAGUUAUAGAUAUUAUUCUUCUCUUGGGUUUGAAUAGCAGUGAGUUACAUUUCCCCCCUCAUCUUUCUAAAAGAAAAUGUGCUCAUUUAUGCCUUUAUAUGAAAGUUGUUGAUAACUGUUUUUUCUGCAUGUAAAUUAUGAGAAGAUUAAACGUACUCUAUCUUAUCUCUUCAUUACUUAUAA
Molecule: messenger RNA, 2194 nt
Organism: Trifolium pratense (red clover)
Lineage: Eukaryota; Viridiplantae; Streptophyta; Magnoliopsida; Fabales; Fabaceae
Product: DEAD-box ATP-dependent RNA helicase 22
Exons: 8
Coding region: 154-1896 (580 amino acids)
Cellular component (GO): chloroplast
Molecular function (GO): RNA binding; ATP binding; RNA helicase activity
Source: RefSeq, a predicted model, not a curated record